Messenger RNA from Selaginella moellendorffii, 1746 nucleotides. Its product is annotated as F-box/kelch-repeat protein At5g15710. The transcript has a single exon. The coding region runs from base 434 to 1543 and encodes 369 amino acids. Gene Ontology annotation, molecular function: protein binding. The record is from RefSeq and is a predicted model, not a curated record. NCBI's taxonomy places the organism in Eukaryota, Viridiplantae, Streptophyta, Lycopodiopsida, Selaginellales, Selaginellaceae.
GCCGCUGGCCACGGUGGACGAUGCUUGGUUACGUAACCGGCGUAACCGGUGUGUGUGGAUGCUUAAAUCUUUCGGUCUCGCAUUCUCUUUCUAGGGUUCUUGAGCGUCCUUCGCUUUGGCGGAGUUUUUUUUCUGCCAGAGCACUGGGCUGCAAAGUCGGUGUGUGUGGAGGCGGCAGAAAAAAAAGAGAGAAAAAAUUGGACUGCGCACCAGCUGUGAUCCAGUGCUCCCGCCUCUCUGCUUUGAGUGUCAUCCACGGCGCCUACUUUCUCUUCUCCAAAAUCUCCCCCCUCCUAGCAUCCAUCGAGCGAUCCAUGUAGCUGUUCCAUUGCGCCAUCGAUCCCUCGAUCGAUAAUCUCUCGAUUCUCAUUGAAAUAUCUCAAGAACAAGAGGGAAUUCAAGGAUUGUGCGCGACUUCCAAGCGAUUCCAGGGAUGGAGAACAAGAAGCCACUUCUCCCCCACAACAAAUGGCUCCAUCUUCCAUCGGAGCUCCACGAGAAGAUCUUCGCGCUCCUCCCAAUCGCCGCAAUCACUCGCUGCCGCGCCGUGUGCCACACCUGGCGAUCGAUCCUCCUCUCCCCGCCCUUCCUCCAGCACUGGGCGCGCAUCGCCGCCCCAAUCCCCUGGUUCCUCAUGUUCCGCGACCACAAAUUCCGUGCCUACAGCCCCGCCCUGGGCACCUGGCACGACAUCCCGGCCGUCAAUCCCUCCGACCACGCCCUAGAUCUGACGUGCAUUGUCGCCUCCGCGGGAGGCCUCUUGUUCUUGAGCUCCCAGAAGAAGAAGAAGGGCUCGCCUCCACUCCUCCUCGUUUGCAAUCCCCUCACAAAAUCGUGCCGCAUCCUCCCGGGCCUCUCCCGGAUCACGCUCAUCUACGUGAUGGGGAUGAUGGAAUCGGGCUGGAACUCGUACAAGAUCCUCGUCGCUGGGGUUGCGAGCUCCUCCUCGCAGGAGCUCAUCACCGAGAUCUACGACUCCGCCAGCGGCGGGUGGGAGUGCCAAUCCUCGGCGCGGCUGGACGCGUUCCAGGAUUUCUCCGGGAUGCGCGCGGUCUGGAGCGAUGGCUUCUUCUACUGCCUCUCAGUGCCGCCUUACAAGCUCGUCGCCUACGACAUGGGCAAGCGUUCCUGGAUCACGCUCGAUCACGCGCAGCAGCUACCGGCGCUGGCCAUCCCCAACCUCGCCAGCGCCUCGCUGCUCGUGUGCCGCGGCCGAUUGGUCAUGGCCGCCAAGAUCACCGGCGCCGCGGCUAGCAAGAGGGUCCGGAUCUGGGAAUUCGACGCGCAAUCGUGCCACUGGAAGGACGCCAUCGCCAACAGCGAUCCCGUCCUCCAGGAAUUCUGCAAGUGCGUGUCCUAUUUCAUGGCGCUCCAGCGGCCGCGCGGCCUGGAUUCCGUGUGCUUCAAUAGCUGGUGCCGGUGGAGGACGCUCAUGUACGAUGUAUCGCAAAAGAAGUGGCACUGGCUGCCCGAGCACUGCGGGAGAUUCAAGGACAUGCUCAGCGGGCUCACCUACGAGCCCACAUUCUUGGCCAGAGCUUGACGAAGAACCCUAAUUACGUCCACGUGGCUGAUCAAGGAAGAGCCAAGUGUUGGUAUUUUUUAAUCGAGGAUCGCUUCAAAGGAAAAACUGUCAAUAGUUUCUGCGAUUCCACACUUUUACAAUAGCUAUUUUUCACCGAAAGUUUUCACCGAAAGUACAUCUAUACUGAAGAACAGUGCUUGCUUCCGUAUCUUUUUUCUUUC